GUUGCCGUAGCAGCCAGUGCCGUGGGAGGCUGCAAGUGUACAGCUGGUACUGCUGCUGCAUCCAUCCCCAAACAUCUGUGUAGAGGCUGUACGCGGUGUGUCUGAGAUUUGACCAGGAGAACCAUUCGUUACCUAAAGCACCGUCGUGUGGAAGCGUAUCCAAUCUGUCGUGUCCACGCCGUGCAGAGAGAUGAAAAUCAGGAGUUUCACUAUGCAUUCGAAACUUGUGGGCGACAUCGUGGCUCUGCUGCUGCUCGCUGUAGCGACGCUAGCGAACAAUAGGCUGCCAGGAAUUCAAUACCUGCAAGAGACACCCACCGAUAUCACGCUGACGUGGACGCAGUCAGAUAGACAAGUUGCGAGCCUCGAGCUCGAGUACAGAAGCGUGCAGCCCGGUGCGGAAACGGAAUUAGUGAAGACACCGCUCGAACCGAGUCAAUCUGCGUACGUGAUCGCCGGGCUCAGUCCGGAUACGUGGUACCUGGUGUGCCUGGGCGCCAUCGCCAGCAACAUGGAGGACACGCGGCGCAUGUGCGAAGUGAAGAAGACGAUGCUCGUCAACGGCUCACUCAGCGACACGCACCUAUUCGACUGGGAGACGCACGUCUACCACGACCGCGUGCGCGUCGCCUUUUACCCGAAAGCGGACGUGCCCUACGACGCGAUGAAGUUCACCGCCGACCUGUACGUGAAGACGCAGAACCCGAAAGUGCUCGAGCGGCCGACCGUCAACUGGCUCAGCGAUCGCGACAUCGAGUUCAGCGGCGCCGGCGUGCAGCCGAACACCGAGUACCGGCUGUGCGUCGGCGUCGAGGCGGCCAUGAGCGAGGUCGCGGACGUUCACACGACCGACGAACGCUGCGUGCCUCUGUGGACAGCGAAGACGCCACCGCCGACGUCCCCGCCUCAGCCAAACAGUGCGCAAGUGUUCGUAGCGAAUAUGGUAAUCUUCGGCUCCGUGCUACUGCUUUUACGCGUCGCGUAUUAGCCACGUACGAAAGCUCCUCGUCGGAAUUGCGCGAUCGAAAUUCCGUCGAGAUUAGGAAUUAGUAAAAUUAAUAUUCAGGUAAUAAUUGUGCGAGCGAGUUAAAAAAUAUUCAUUAGUAUCAAUCUUGGAAAGAGAUUAUUCGAACACCAGCAGUCCUAUAGUUGCAUACAUAUGGUAGGUACAACCCGCUGCAGUAAAUUUGAGAUUUUUUUGGUUUCUUGGGGUAUUUUAUGGCAAUACGAUUGCAAUACAAACAUGAUUACUGACGUAACAUGUUAAAUUUCACCCAUGGGAAGCAGUAGCCAGUUGUUACUUUAUUAGUUUAUACAAUCAAUAGUUUAAUAAUAUCAGGAGUAGAUAAUAGGGAAUUCCCUAUUAUCUACUCCUGAUAAUAUAUAACCUACUGAUAUGAUAGGUUGCGUCAGCGUGCAUUUUAUAUGCACCCAGCCUGGCGCGUGUCUCUAAUAUCAAUCAAUACAUUCCUGAACAACGGACAGAUAUCAUUGCAAUGCACUGAGGGUUAGCUUUUGCCUGGUCAUCAUUACCUGUGAAUGUUGGCCUGUAUGUAGUACAGUUUCUUUUUGUAUAAAUAGCUAAAUUAAGGCAUAUCAUUUGUCACAGUAUAUACAUCGAUUGGGAUAUGUAAAAACCUAAGGGUACGUACCUCUUUUACCAGUAUGCUGGGAUUGUUUAUUUAUGUAAAGUUGGCUUUAUGCAACUUUAUUGUUAUAGUUCAACAUAAUGUCACAUAUAAUGUCAUAUAUAUAAUGUCAAUAUAUAAUGCCAUAUAUGUCAUUAUACUCACACAUAUGCCUCAUAUGGCACAUGUAUAGAUCUCCAUGUGAUGGUAAAUACCAAGUAAAUGAUAAUAGAAAACAUCGUAAUCGUGGAUAGUUUAUAGUGUGUAACCGCUAUUGCUGUAGCCUAUAACUAAACCACCCGACUGGAAUACAGUUCUUUCCUCGUGGUAAUCAUGGUUUUUAACAACCUUAUUUCAACGUUCCAUAGGUCUCUUCGUUAUUACGCCAUCUCGUUAUUAUUAAUAUUAGUAUAGAAACUGUACUACAACUUUGUGACAAAAUCGUAAUCAAACACGUGCUGACAUCUAGUGGGUAACGUCGCUGUGUAGUUACAUUUUAUAAUAGCCAAGUAGUAUCAUGAACGUAUUAUGGACUUAUUAUUAUUAGUAUCAAGAGCGUAUAAAGAAGAAUUUACCUUCUUUAUACGCUCUUGUUAGUAUACAUAGACA
This is a messenger RNA of Priapulus caudatus, 2237 nucleotides long. RefSeq lists its product as uncharacterized. The record is from RefSeq and is a predicted model, not a curated record. NCBI's taxonomy places the organism in Eukaryota, Metazoa, Priapulida, Priapulimorpha, Priapulimorphida, Priapulidae. The transcript is spliced from 2 exons. Gene Ontology annotation, molecular function: protein binding. Bases 191 to 988 code for a protein of 265 amino acids.